Molecule: messenger RNA, 1224 nt
Organism: Tripterygium wilfordii
Lineage: Eukaryota; Viridiplantae; Streptophyta; Magnoliopsida; Celastrales; Celastraceae
Exons: 8
Coding region: 30-1055 (341 amino acids)
Source: RefSeq, a predicted model, not a curated record
GUUUUACAGUGAAGCUGGUCCUGGUAGCCAUGAUUGUGUUGGCACAAGCGCAUCGGGUGGUGCCCUCGCCAGUAAUCGUCCACUCUCGUUAUCCACAACGACGAACCGUGUGCUCGUGCUCGCCUUUCCCUAGCACUUCAUAUUUUUCUAAAUUAUCCGCUUCAAGGCCCUGUGGUGGUCGAAAGGCGAAUGCGAGUUGUUACGCCAAUCGAGAAUGCAACGAAGAACAAAAGCAAGUAUCGGAGGAAGAAGAAGAAGAGGACUAUCAAGUGCUCACAGCUGUGAGAAGCAAGUAUAACGACAUUGUAAUUGUGGACACCCCCAAAUCCCGGGUCCUGCUCCUCGACUCAACUCAUAAUGUUCAUAGCAUUAUCAACAAAGAUAGCAAAUGGACUGACUCUUAUUGGGAUGAUUUUGCUGCAUUGCCACCUAUUGUUCCGGAAGGUCCUAUUGCCAUGCUUGGCUUGGGUGGUGGAACUGCUGCACACUUGAUGCUGGACUUGUGGCCUUCAUUGCAGCUUGAAGGUUGGGAAAUCGAUGAAAUUUUGAUUGAUAAAGCAAGGGAAUAUCUAGGACUAUCUGCUCUUGAGAAGCAUACUGAAGCUGGUGGUGUACUAAAAGUGCACAUUGGUGAUGCCCUUUCACCGUCUGGGAAUAUUUCUGGAGCCUAUGCUGGCAUCAUCAUUGAUUUGUUUUCUGAUGGAAAGGUUUUGGAACAGUUGCAAGAGGUUACAACUUGGUUGGAAUUGAAUGAUAGAUUGAUGCCCAACGGACGGCUCAUGGUGAACUGUGCUGGUGGAGAUUCUGAUAUUACGAAUGGAGAAAUCCAUCCUCAAUCAGUUGAUGGUACUUGGAUACAAAAUUCUACAAUCAAGACACUCUCUAAAGCCUUUCCUGGAAAUUUAUGUUGGAAGAGAAUACCGAACGCACAAGGGGAAAACUUUCUUGCCCUUACAGGUCCUUUGCCAGAUUUGACCGCAUGGUCUACAAUGGUCCCUGUCCAGUUGAGCCAAAAUGUGAAGCAAUGGAAGCUUAUUGAGCAAACUGCAUGUUAAUAAAUGCUUGAAGAUUUGAAGCGGCUCCAGUCCAGUUAUAGGUGAUCAAAGAAUCUAUAACGAGACCCAUUGGCUUGAUGACCAUGAAAGAAUUAUUGUAAAUAUGUUGAUUCUAAUGAUUCAUGUAUUUUUCCAUAUCCAUAUUCCCAUCAGAGACUAUUGUCUUCAA